CUUGGAAUGGAAACAGCCCGUUAUUUCUGCUUCGCAAAUUAGCACCAUUCACUGACUGUACUGUUAAGCGCACCAGCAGCAGCAUGGCCACAGCUCAGUCAACGUUAAUGUUUGCUGUAUCCGUCUUGAUGAUAACAGAACUAAUACUGGCCAAAAAGGACUAUUAUGAAAUUUUGGGUGUACCCAAAGAUGCUACAGAGCGGCAAAUUAAGAAGGCUUUUCACAAGCUAGCUGUGAAAUAUCAUCCAGACAAGAACAAGAGCCCUGAUGCAGAGACAAAGUUCAGAGAAACUGCAGAGGCAUAUGAAACACUCUCAGAUGAGAAAAGGAGGAGAGAGUAUGAUCAGUUAGGACGGGGCGCUUUCUCCGGUGAAGGCAUGAGAGGUGGAGGCCAGUACUUCCACCAGUACUUUGAUUUUAACUUUGAUGAUAUGUUCAAAGACUUUGACAUCUACAGCCAGAACAGGCAUGCCCGGCCCAAAAGGCACUUUGAGGACCAUUUCAGGGCUCACCAGCAAUCACACAGCCGCCACAAGAGGCACUUCCAAGGAGCCUUUGGUGCUGGGAUCUUUGAUGAGCUCACUGACGACAUGGAGAGGAUGUUUACAUUUGACAGACACACCAAGCGGACCGAGAACCGCUUUCAAGGCACGGCCAAACAGCACUGCAGAACUGUGACUCAGAGAAGGGGGAAUAUGGUGACCACCUACACUGACUGUACAUCUUCCUGAACUCCAGAGUGGAUUAUGGCCACCAGAUAAUAGCAGUCAUUCUAUGGCUAUUUUGUUUAGUUAAUUUAUGAACUUGCUGCUGUGGUGAGUGAAGUUUGAUAUUGUUUUUGAGUGACUGGGAGGAUUCUCAGUUCAUAUGGUGACACUGACAGGUGACAUUACUUUAAACAGAGUAUGCUGCACGCUGAUUUAUGAAAUAAGGUGACUAAUAUGAAGCAUACUUAGAUUUAAUUGUUAAAUUCAAAAUCCCUAAAUGGCUAAUGAUUUGUGCUAAUAACUAUAAACAAUUAUCUUGCCUAUCUUAGACAUUUAUUAUUCAUCAGCCCACCACUUUGCUAAAAUACCUUUAGUUCAUAAUUAGAAUAAAAGGAAAUUGAUCAUGGGCAGUUAUUUAUAAUUGGAUUACAGACCAGCAGUUAGAUCAUGGCACAAACCAGGAUUUUUUGGUGAGUUCUCAUUUAAAACAAAACAUCAUCCAAUAGGGAUGUUCCUUGUUUCUCAUAUUAUUGAACAGUUUUGACUUUAGGCUUAAGUUAUCCAGCUAAAUGAUAAAUGCUUCUUUUUGACAUAUUUCCAGGCUAUCCUUAGUAUGGUUAUCCCUGGUUUGGUUAUGUGAUAGAAAGGAAAAACCCCAAGUGAUAUAAUUCCUAAUCUGUUAACUUCUGAUGAACAAUGCACAUAAACACAUGGUAAAUAUUAAUUUGCUUUAGAGUAUUAGUAUUUGCUGUUUAUUGGAAGGUUUAACUUUUUUUAAUUUAUUUAUUUUUUUUUUAUUUCCAGACUCUUAAUUCUUGAAUUUGAGGUGCCUUUUUCCAUUCUUCUGAAGUAUAUUCAGAUUCAUUGUAAAAGUAAUGUUAAAGUACAGAAAUACUUAAGUUCUUUGCUGUGUUCAUUUUAUUCCAAGGUUGUUUGAUGUAUUUAGUUUUGUAAAUUACAUCUCAAGUUGCCCAAUGUGGGUUUGAUUUUGUUUUAAGUUUAAUCAUAUUAACAGUUUUUGCAAUUUUGAUAUUAUCCAAUCCUGAAAUCAUUUGGAAAAUUUGAAAAAUGUAGUGCAAUAUUAACAAAUUUGGAUGGAUCUACUACUGCAUAAGUUUUAAAAUGUAAUCGGGUAAAACAAGGAUAUUUUAAAGAUGCAUUUAUUUUUAAAUUGGCUUCUUUCUACUCAGUUUAUCAAUAAAACUUGCCAAACCAAAGCCAUUGAUGAUAACAUGUUCAGAGUAACUGAUUUCACAUGAUCUUGUUACACCUUGAUUCAGCCUGAGCAAUAUGAAAAUGAAAAGCCCAAAGCAAAUUGAUCCCAAAAACUGCAACGUAACCUUAAGCAUUUGCCUGAGCCCAUGAGUGUCACUCCUGAAAAAUUGUAUUGUCUAGAAUGCAUGGAACAAUACUAUUGUUUUAUUUUCUUGUUAUGAUGUAAAUAAUAUAUCUAGUUCACUUGUGUUCCUGUAUGACAAAUCACAUUUUACCUCAUUUUUCACAUGGAAUAAUUUUGUUCUUGUGCAAUAUUUUAUGCCAGCUGUUCUGUUAAUACCACUGUUACUUGCUGGCCUAUCAUUAUUGAACUGACUAAGAUAACCCAUUGUACACUUGCCUUAUUUAAAUCCUAUGGAUAAAGCUUAAAUCUGAAUGACUAAAUUCAAACCCAAAUGUAUGUACUUGGGUGGAAUAAAUGAUGAAAAACUA
This is a messenger RNA of Electrophorus electricus (electric eel), 2414 nucleotides long. RefSeq names its product DnaJ heat shock protein family (Hsp40) member B9a (gene dnajb9a). Lineage: Eukaryota; Metazoa; Chordata; Actinopteri; Gymnotiformes; Gymnotidae. Gene Ontology annotation, biological process: ERAD pathway. Gene Ontology annotation, cellular component: endoplasmic reticulum. The record is from RefSeq and is a predicted model, not a curated record. Gene Ontology annotation, molecular function: protein-folding chaperone binding; misfolded protein binding.